AUGCCUGACAAUGCGGCAUCCAGCACUCCAGCUGUCGCUGAACAACACCGCUAUGUCCAAUAUGAAAGCGACAAGGAGAACGAAUAUGUCACUGCAAUGCGCCAGCUGAUCUCCAAAGACCUUUCCGAGCCGUACAGCAUCUAUGUCUACAGAUACUUUCUCUAUCAAUGGGGUGACCUGUGCUACAUGUCAAUGGAUGAAAAAAACAACCUGAUCGGGGUUAUCGUGUCAAAGCUCGAACCGCAUCGCGGCGGGCCGCUACGUGGUUAUAUUGCCAUGUUAGCUGUGAAGGAAGAACACAGAGGCAAAGGCAUUGCGACGAAGCUUGUGUGUAUGGCUAUUGAUGCAAUGACCGCUAGAAAUGCAGACGAGAUCGUCCUCGAAACCGAAACUACCAAUACGGCAGCUAUGAAACUGUACGAACGUCUGGGCUUCCUACGCAGCAAGCAGCUGCAUCGCUACUAUCUCAAUGGCAACUCCGCAUUCCGGCUUGUGCUAUAUCUGAAGGAGGGUGUGGGGUCCAUUCCGACCACCCUCGACCCGUACGGAUAUAACUCUCAGGAGUUGCCACGGCAUGAGAACGGGGAGCAUUCGGGGCACCAUACAUAUUGA
Messenger RNA from Paracoccidioides brasiliensis Pb18, 612 nucleotides. RefSeq names its product peptide alpha-N-acetyltransferase MAK3. Gene Ontology annotation, cellular component: NatC complex. Gene Ontology annotation, molecular function: protein-N-terminal amino-acid acetyltransferase activity. The record is from RefSeq and is a predicted model, not a curated record. Gene Ontology annotation, biological process: N-terminal peptidyl-methionine acetylation. The transcript has 3 exons. Bases 1 to 612 code for a protein of 203 amino acids.